UCUCUCUCUCUCUCUCUCUCUCUCUCUCUCUGAGGUAAUCCAGUUCUGUUCAGCGCGGGAUCCGUAACGGAUGCUGCGUAUCUUUUCGUGUCUCCUCUCAUCGCAUACUAAACACAGGUCGUAUGUGAACUCCUACUUCAUUCUCCGUCGUAGGAAGGAAAGAAAGAAAGGAGGGGAAAGGGAGAAGUCCAGCCUCUUGACUCAAGCAGCGCUUCAUUUGGGAAUAAGGGCUCAAAGCUCAAUCUGCAUCAUCCAGCCUGAACAGUGCGCUUAAGUGGAACUUGUGCGCCGUUUGAUGCUGUGGCGCGCGCGUCGUCGUGCAAAACCAUCACAGGCGUCGCAUUUCCCUCUGACUUUCUCUGCUCGCGAUCGGGAUUCGGACGCGGACUGAGCGCACGGAGGAUAUUCCAGCCUUGACCAUCUGGAUGUUUUGACUUGGUCUCGAGAAAAUUCCCCGAAAAAUCGUUUUUUAAUCUCUAUAUUAUUUUUUGGGGAUUUCUUUGCUCUCAGCUGCUGCAAUCCGAGCCGGAGAGGGCUUCGAAGGAGGCAGCACGCGCAUCCGUCCAUACUGCUUCAUCUCUGGACUGGAUCUUCGGGUGGCUUCGGGAUUUAAAGGCAGUCGUCCCGCAGUAGGAGAAUUGAUUUCCCCGCUGGAGACAUGAAAGUUUUUACGACCGUGAUGCUCCUGCUUGCAUUCUGGGGUCUGGAGUGCGAGCCCGUGCUUUCCGAUUCCAUUAUUCACAUCGGGGCCAUAUUUGAUGAGUCUGCCAAAAAGGAUGAUGAGGUGUUCCGCAUGGCUGUGGCUGACCUCAACCUCAACAACGAGAUCCUUGAGACAGAGAAGAUCACCUUCUCAGUGGAGUUUGUGGAUGGGAACAACCCCUUUCAGGCAGUUCAAGAAGCAUGUGAGCUGAUGAACAGAGGCAUCCUUGCUCUGGUGAGCUCAAUCGGAUGCAUGUCUGCAGGCUCGCUUCAGACCCUGGCCGAUGCCAUGCACAUCCCCCAUCUGUUUAUACAGCGGGCACCAGCAGGAACACCUCGCUCCAGCUGCCCUCCAACAAGCCAUGGACAACCUGAUGACUACACACUUUUUGUCCGUCCCCCUGUCUACCUAAAUGAUGUCAUCUUCCAAGUGGUGAUGGAGUACACCUGGCAGAAGUUUAUCGUCUUUUAUGACACUGAUUAUGAUAUACGAGGGAUCCAAGACUUUCUGGACAAGUCGUCCCAGCAGGGAAUGGACGUGUCCCUUCAGAAGGUGGAGUCGAACAUCAACAUGAUGAUCACCGGGAUGUUCCGAACCAUGAGGAUGGAAGAGUUGCACCGCUACAGGGACACGCUUCGCCGAGCGGUUCUCUUUAUGAGUCCUGCAAGUGCCAAGGCAUUCAUUACAGAGGUAGUGGAAACCAACUUGGUUGCUUUCGAUUGCCACUGGAUCAUUAUAAAUGAGGAGAUCUCAGAUAUGGAUGUGCAGGAAUUGGUGGUGAAGUCUAUAGGGCGUCUGACUCUCGUCAGACAGACCUUCCCUCUUUCUCAGAACUCCAGCCAGCAAUGUGUGCGGAACAACCACCGCAUCAACAACUCUCUCUGUAACCCCAAAGACCCCAAAGCUCACACAUUAGAGAUCACCAACCGCUACAUCUACGACACAGUAUUGCUGCUGGCCAACACAUUCCACAGGAAGUUGGAGGACCGCAAGUGGCACAGCAUGGCGAGCCUCUCGUGCAUCCGCAAAGGCUCCAAGCCAUGGCAGGGUGGCCGCUCCAUGCUGGAGACUGUCAAGAAGAGCGGAGUGAGCGGUCUGACAAAUUUUCUGGAAUUCAAUGAUAAUGGCACGAACCCCAACAUCUUUUUUGAAAUCCUGGGGACAAACUAUGGAGAGGACCGUGGCCGUGGAGUCAGCAGGCUGGCAACAUGGGACCCUGUCCAUGGACUAAAUGGAACCUUGUCUGACCGGAAACUGGAGAACAACAUGCGUGGAGUGGUGCUACGUGUUGUUACGGUCCUGGAGGAACCAUUUGUCAUGGUGUCUGAGAAUGUGUUGGGAAAGCCCAAAAACUAUCAGGGAUUCGCCAUCGAUGUUUUGGAUGCUCUGUCUAAUUACCUCGGCUUCAAGUACGAGAUCUAUUUGGCUCCUGAUCACAAAUACGGCAGCCAACAAGCUGAUGGAAGCUGGAAUGGUCUAAUUGGAGAACUGGUGUUCAAGAGAGCAGACGUGGGGAUCUCAGCACUUACCAUCACACCUGAGCGAGAGAGCGUAGUGGACUUCACCACGCGCUACAUGGACUACUCAGUGGGUGUGCUGCUGAAGAAAGCUGAGCGCACAAUGGACAUGUUUGCCUGCCUGGCGCCUUUUGACCUGUCGCUGUGGGCGUGCAUUGCUGGCACCGUGCUCCUUGUCGGCACGCUAGUGUACCUGCUCAACUGGCUCAACCCACCACGGCUACCCAUGGGCUCUGUGUCCUCUACCACGCUUUAUAACUCCAUGUGGUUCGUCUAUGGCUCCUUCGUGCAGCAGGGUGGAGAAGUACCAUACACCACUUUGGCCACGAGGUUGAUGAUGGGCGUUUGGUGGCUCUUUGCUUUGAUUGUCAUUUCUUCCUACACAGCUAAUCUGGCAGCCUUUCUCACAAUCUCCCGCAUUGAAAACUCAAUCCAGUCACUCCAGGACCUCUCUAAGCAAACAGAGCUGCCGUACGGCACCGUGCUGGACUCUGCCGUGUAUGACCAGCUGCGCAGCAAAGGCAUGAACCCUUUUGAACGAGAUCCCAUGUACUCACAGAUGUGGAGGAUGAUCAAUCAGUCAGGAGGAGCUGAUAAUAAUGUGGAGGAUUCAAAGGAGGGUAUUCGCAAGGUGAAGUACGGCCGCUUUGCAUUUGUGUGGGAUGCAGCUGUACUGGAGUAUGUGGCCAUUAAUGAUGAGGACUGCUCCUUCUACACUGUGAGCAACAAUGCACCAGACAGAGGCUACGGCAUUGCCAUGCAGCAUGGCAGCCCUUACAGAGACAUCUUUUCUCAGAGGAUCUUGGAGCUGCAGCAGAAUGGGGACAUGGAUAUCCUGAAACUGAAGUGGUGGCCCAGAGAAAGCCCAUGUGACCUGUACUCUGCCGUGGGCACCAAGAAAAGUGCCAGUGCCCUGGACAUCCACAGUUUUGCUGGCGUGUUCUUUGUUCUUGCAGCCGGUGUGGUGCUGUCCUGCCUUAUUGCCACUAUCGAGACUUGGUGGACACGGAGGAAGGGAUCCAGAGUACCCUCUAAGGAGGAUGACAAGGAGAUCGACCUGGAGCACCUCCACCGGCGCGUGAAUAGCCUGUGCACAGAGGACGAGAGCCCGCACAAGCAGUUUUCCACCUCUUCAAUGGAUCUGACUCCACUGGACAUGGACUCACUGCCAGCGGCACGCCAGGCCCUGGAGCAGAUCAGUGAUUUCCGUAACACACACAUAACCACCACCACCUUCAUCCCCGAACAGAUCCAGACACUGAGUCGCAGCCUUUCUGCCAAGGCAGCAUCCGGCUUUGCUUUCGGCGCCAUGCCCGACCAGCGGACUGGCGCCGGGCCCUUCAGGCAGCGCGCACCCAAUGGAGGGUUCUUCCGCAGCCCCAUCAAGACCAUGUCUAGCAUCCCAUACCAGCCCACACCAACCCCAAGCUUCAGCUAUGGCAACGACCCAGACCGGGGCACCUCCAUAUGAGGGAAUACACACAAAAAAGAUCCAAAUGUAAAUACCUGUCUUCUUUUUUUUUUGUUGUCCCUUUUUGCUUUUGAAAAAGCUCUGCUUUUUAGUUUUGCUGUUGGGGGUGCUCGUCCUGCCUGAACUCACCUACCUGUUGAGGAUGAUGAUAAAUUUCAUUAUUGUCGUCGUGAUUGUUGGGAGAUCUCUUGUGUAAACAUGACUUUGCCUUCAUUUUUUCACAUGGAAUUUUGGGAAUUAGCUCUAUGGGGAGAGAUUUAAAUGACUAAUCUAAAAGAUAUAAAAUCAUGGGAUGUUUACAUUUCUUUUGUUUUCGUUUGGUUUCCAGACAAAAAAGGGAAAAAAAUAAUACUGCAUUUUGCAGACUGACCUACAGACCUGCAAUAACUUGAGGCUUAUUUGAAAAAUCUUGUCUGGUUCGCAGUUCAUGCUGGUCACUGCUCAGCUAUGUGUUAUGGUGAGCCGGGUGUCAGUAGCUAGAGAAUAAAGUCCUUCUGCUGCUCUACACUGCACCUGAGUUCCAGACAUACAGACUGAUCUUCUGACAUCCUUACGUCUGGCUGUGACGUCUCUUUUUCACUUACACACUGGACAAUGUAUAAGAGAAAGAUUUAAUGAAAAAAAUAUACAUCAACAAAGUUAAAGCAUAGAAGGACAAAUGCAAAUGAGGCCUCUACAUGUGUUUUAUUUAGUUUUUUUUUUUUUUUUUGAAAAUAGAAAAAUCAUUUUGUGUGGAAUGUCUGUGAUCAGAAAGUUUAAACAACAUGAAAAAAAAGGAUAAGUGCAGGUUGUAUUUUGUUUCAUAUAUAUAUAUAUAUAUAUAUAUAUAUAUAUAAUAUUUCAGAUUGCUUUAGUGCCAUCAUCUUACUAUUAGGUGUUAUAGUCAAGACGAAAUGCUCUUUAUAAUUCUUCAUGUGUCUUUAAACUGACACCAGGCCAUCUGAAGGUACAGACAAGACAGCCCAUUUUGGGGAAUUAUUUGAAAUAACUUUCUAUUUCCUUUCAUAAACUGUAAGGGGUAAUAUUUAUCUAACUUUUUUAAAAGUGCUAAUUGUUCAAACAAGGCCAUCAAUGUGUGAUGACAGGUUCAAAAAAGACACAUUUUGAGAAGUUAAAAAAAUACAAAAAAUACAAAAAAUACAAAAACAUUAAAUACAUUCAAACUGAUUUCACUAACAUUGUAUUAAUAUGACUAAUGUUAGUUGUUUAGAACAAGCUUUCAGUUUGUUUUCCUCAGACUAAUUCGCAAAUGUUGUGUGUAGAGAAAAGCAACAGUGUUUUGAUGACAGCAUUCUAGAUGUACUUUUCUUAAGCUAUGAAUGACAAUAGGAAAAGUUUUUAUUUAGUAUCAAAUUAAAGAUUUUUAUUUAGUAUAAAAUAAAGAGACAGUAAAAUGUAUAUUUUACAUGAAGAUAAUUUUUGUUGAAUUAAUGAAGAUAUAGAGUUUAACAUUAAAGCCUUGCAUUGCAUUAGUCAUCAUUACACUAACUUAAUUACCCAGAAUCCCUCUGAUAAGACAAAGAUUAAGCUUUCGAUUUUAGUCACAUUUUAACUUCAUUUCUUUUUUGAGUUAUGGAUUCAUGAGUAAGAAUGAAAGUCCUUUUCCAAAUGAAAAAAAAACACAUGUAAGACUUGCUAAGCCUGUAACAUUUUUUAUUUCUUACAUAGUAUGUACAGGAGUUCCUUGAUCAUUUUCAACCAAUUUUAAUGUACAGUAUUUAAUAUAGGCCUAUUUUGUUGUAUGUGUUGCAUAUUAUUCUAAUGGAACAAACUGAGGCCUCUGUUACAAGUGGCAAAGCUUUCUGUGUAUAAUUUGUCUAAUAAACAUGUUUUCUACA
Messenger RNA from Silurus meridionalis, 5529 nucleotides. RefSeq names its product glutamate receptor, ionotropic, delta 2 (gene grid2). Gene Ontology annotation, molecular function: transmitter-gated monoatomic ion channel activity involved in regulation of postsynaptic membrane potential; glutamate-gated receptor activity. Bases 659 to 3691 code for a protein of 1010 amino acids. The transcript has 16 exons. Gene Ontology annotation, biological process: synaptic transmission, glutamatergic; modulation of chemical synaptic transmission; monoatomic ion transport. The record is from RefSeq and is a predicted model, not a curated record. NCBI's taxonomy places the organism in Eukaryota, Metazoa, Chordata, Actinopteri, Siluriformes, Siluridae. Gene Ontology annotation, cellular component: plasma membrane; postsynaptic membrane.